AUGGCUGGCAAUGCUGAACGUACCUACAUCAUGGUCAAGCCCGACGGUGUCCAGCGGGGACUUGUUGGCAACAUCGUCGGCCGCUUCGAGCAGCGUGGCUUCAAGCUGGUUGCUCUCAAGCUCGUGCACGCUACUCCGGAGCACCUUGAAAAGCACUACGCUGACCUCAAGGGCAAGCCCUUCUUCCCUGGCUUGAUUAAGUACAUGGCUGCUGGACCCGUUGUCGCCAUGGUUUGGGAAGGUCUCGACGCUGUCAAGACUGGCCGUGCUAUGCUCGGCGCGACCAACCCUCUUGCCUCUGCUCCCGGCACCAUCCGUGGCGACUUUGCCCUUGCUGUUGGCCGCAACAUCUGCCACGGUUCCGACUCCGUCGAGAACGCCGAGAAGGAGAUCAAGCUGUGGUUUCCUGAGGGUACCGUCCAGUACACCAACGACCUCGCUGGUUGGAUUUUCGAGUAG
Messenger RNA from Sparassis crispa, 459 nucleotides. Its product is annotated as Nucleoside diphosphate kinase. The transcript has 5 exons. Gene Ontology annotation, molecular function: nucleoside diphosphate kinase activity. NCBI's taxonomy places the organism in Eukaryota, Fungi, Basidiomycota, Agaricomycetes, Polyporales, Sparassidaceae. The coding region runs from base 1 to 459 and encodes 152 amino acids. Gene Ontology annotation, biological process: GTP biosynthetic process; UTP biosynthetic process; CTP biosynthetic process. The record is from RefSeq and is a predicted model, not a curated record.